Molecule: messenger RNA, 3036 nt
Organism: Sitophilus oryzae (rice weevil)
Lineage: Eukaryota; Metazoa; Arthropoda; Insecta; Coleoptera; Curculionidae
Gene: Pmp70
Product: ATP-binding cassette sub-family D member 3
Exons: 3
Coding region: 557-2524 (655 amino acids)
Biological process (GO): very long-chain fatty acid catabolic process; long-chain fatty acid import into peroxisome; fatty acid beta-oxidation
Cellular component (GO): peroxisomal membrane
Molecular function (GO): ATP hydrolysis activity; long-chain fatty acid transmembrane transporter activity; ABC-type transporter activity
Source: RefSeq, a predicted model, not a curated record
GUUAAAAUUACAAAGAAAAUAUUUACAGGGAACUCGUGAGGGUUUUUGCACUAUAUUUUUUGCUUUUUUCAAGUAUUUUAUAGGACAAAUUUGACGUAAGAAAUGUGAAAAUUGUGUAGUGCAAAAAAGAAGGUUAAUUGGUGAAAUAUUUUCCUAUUUAUUUAUUCAUAAAGGUAGCAAAUUUAAUGUUUAUAUUGUAAUUUUGUAUUUGCGGAUACAUGUAGAAAAGCGAAAAACUCGUGUGUUGACAAUUUCCCUUCUUCACAUAAAGUGGUGAAUGUUAUCAUAGCCAAGCUAGAUAUGAACAAUUAUUAAUUUUUAUGGAAAGGAGAAAUCUCGCAACGCUUUCAUUUAUUCUGACGUAACAUUUUUGCGAUUGCCUUUCACACACACAUACGAGAACAUGCAUUAAUAAUCAGGCGACUCAAAUGACAGCACUCUUUGAUUAACAUAGAAUGGUCAAAGUUUAAUAAAAACGGAUAUUUACCGUCUACAAACUUAACGUUAUGCUUAGUCACUAAGCGUACGUACAGUAUAUUUCCAUAGCUGUGAUAAAAUGGCCCCAAAUUACAGUAAGUUUCUUACGAGGAACAAUGCCAUCGCAGGAUGUGCAGCUCUAUCUGCCAGCAUCAUUUUUCUGGCUUACAGACAACAAAAGAAACUGAAAGUAAACAGAAAGAAAUUAAAGAAAGAUGUAGAAGAAGAGUUAAAAUACUUAAUUUCUGAAAAGAAGGAACCAAGAACAAAGGUACAGGUAGACAGGAAGUUAUUUAUACAGCUUGGGCAGUUAUUUAGGAUUGUUGUGCCAGGAUGGGCAUCGACGGAAAGCAGUAUGUUUUUCCUGAUAGCCGGCAGCUUAAUAGCGAGAUCUUUGUGUGAUUUGUGGAUGAUUAAUCAUGGCACUAAAAUUGAAAGCGCCAUAAUCUCAAUGGACAAACAACUCUUCUACAAGAGGCUUCUUAAAUUCCUCAUGACCCUCCCUGUAAUCGCCCUAGUGAACAACCUCCUCAAAUACUCCAUCGGGGACCUCAAAAUCCGGCUCAGAACCAACCUAACACGACGCCUCUACGAGGACUACCUGAAAAACUACACUUAUUACCGAAUUUCAAACCUAGACAACCGAAUCUCUAACCCUGACCAACUCCUGACCACUGACAUAGAUAAAUUCUGCGAAGCAGUCACAGAUCUGUACUGCAACACAGCCAAACCCAUGCUGGACAUCGGAAUCUAUGUCUACAAACUAUCCACAUCCAUGGGAGGUAGCACUCCAGCUCUUAUGUUAUCAUACCUGUUUGUUUCUGGUCUUGUCCUGACGCAUCUACGUAAACCUACAGCCAGGCUGACAGCAGAAGAACAGAAGCUAGAAGGUGAAUUCCGACACAUCAAUUCUAGGUUAAUAACCCACUCAGAAGAAGUGGCUUUUUAUAAUGGAAACCUUCGUGAAAAGGCCACUUUGUUAGCCAGCUACAACAAGCUGAAACAUCACUUGGUUAAGUUUCUCGGCUUCAAAGUUAUCAUGGGUAUAGUUGACAACUUGGUCGCAAAAUACUUCGCAAGCAUUGUAGGAUUUUGGGCGGUAUCUCUACCGUUUAUUUCCGGUAAAAUUUCUAAAGGAAGUCACGGAGAGAGAUCAAGGUUGUAUUACACCUACGGCAGGAUGUUGUUGAAGCUUGCUGAAGCUAUCGGGAGGUUAGUUCUUGCUGGAAGGGAUUUAACAAGACUUGCUGGGUUUACAGCUAGAGUUACACAGUUAAGAACAGUUCUAUCAGAGUUAAACGACGGGAAGUACCAAAGAACGAUGGUGGCCGGUGCUGAGCACCUAAAACCCAACGGAGGUAAGCUUAUUUUCAAGAACAACCUCAUCAAAUUCGAAAAAGUACCUUUGGUAACCCCCAACGGAGAUAUUUUAGUGCCUGAAUUAACUUUCGAGAUCACAUCAGGCAUGAAUGUCCUGGUUUGUGGACCUAACGGUGCAGGGAAGUCGUCUUUGUUCAGAAUUCUUGGGGAAUUGUGGCCGAUAUUUGGUGGAGAACUCACUAAACCCCCCAGGGGGAAGCUGUUUUACAUUCCCCAAAAACCCUACAUGACUUUAGGGUGUUUAAGAGAUCAACUCACGUAUCCUCACAGUGGUAGUGAGGCUGCUAGGAGGGGAGCUACUGAUGAAAUCCUUAUAAGUCACUUGCAGAGGGUUCAGUUAGGUUAUUUGCUGGAAAGAGAAGGAGGAUUAGACGCGAUAGCUGAUUGGCUGGAUGUGUUGUCUGGGGGUGAGAAACAAAGGAUUGCUAUGGCUAGAUUGUUCUAUCACAAGCCUCAGUUUGCGAUUUUGGAUGAAUGUACUAGUGCUGUAUCUGUGGAUGUGGAAGGCAGUAUGUACAGGUAUUGUAGGGAGGUAGGUAUAACGCUGUUGACAGUUUCACAUCGCAAGUCUUUGUGGCAGCAUCAUGAGUACGUGCUGCAACUCGACGGAAGAGGGAGUUUUUCUUUUAAACCUAUAGAAAAUGAAACUGAACAAUUUGGAUCCUAAGACAUAUUUUUUUUUAAAUUAAAAUUUAAUAUUUAAUAAGCACAAUAAAGCCGCGUCCAAGCUACUCGAACAAAAUGUUCGCGAACAUAUAUAAUUAAACAGAUACUAAGUGAAAAUUGUAAGAUAGGUAGAUUUAUAAAUAAUAAAGCCAAUAAGUACAGCUAGCCUAGGCCUAUUAAGGAGAGCGGAGCGCGGAGCGCCGAACGGAUAGCCUGUACGCCAGAGCGUGCGUUUGCCUAUGCUAGAGCGCGCGCGUUCUUGUUCCGACGGGUGUCGGUAAAUCAAAAGGAGCGAACGGCGUGCAUUUCGGCGGACAUUGUACCGGACACUUGGAAGGGUCUCAUUUAAUUUCGGGCGGCCAUCUGUGAUUUUUAUUUUUUACCGAGUAUUCGACAAUGGGGGACGCAGUUAUUGACUGGGAUCGUGAAAAACAUUUACAACUAAUUUGUUUACACAAAGAAAAGAUUUUAUAAUUUUCAUUUUAUUGUGGGUUGAGUGUGAAUAGCUAUGUA